Molecule: messenger RNA, 1630 nt
Organism: Spinacia oleracea (spinach)
Lineage: Eukaryota; Viridiplantae; Streptophyta; Magnoliopsida; Caryophyllales; Amaranthaceae
Product: rhomboid-like protein 20
Exons: 8
Coding region: 311-1186 (291 amino acids)
Molecular function (GO): serine-type endopeptidase activity; protein binding
Source: RefSeq, a predicted model, not a curated record
UAAAACGCAAAAUUUACGAUUUUAACAAAUGUACUAGUGUUAUUGUCGACUCCUCCUCGUUGAGUCGUUGAUGAUUUAUUACUGUGUUGCCUUGCCCUAUUGCGGUGGGUUAAUUCAAUUCCUAACAAUCACCAAACUUCUUUAGUGAGAGCAAAAUCCUCAGAAAAUCAAGAGUGAAAAUUCUGGGAAAACAAGUAAAUUAACAAAAAAAAAAGAAGAAAAACAGAUUUCCAGAAGGCCAGAAAUACAGCUCAGGCUAGAGGGAAGAGAGAGAAGAACAAAAGGGUGAACUGGUUAGUUGAAUUCGAAAAUGAACGGCGGCCCAUCUGGAUUCAAUAAUGCGCCUGUAACUAGAGGUAUAAUUGUUGCCUCUGCUCUCUUCACCGUUUUCUUUGGACUUCAAGGCCGUUCUAACAAGCUUGGAUUCUCGUAUCUGGAUAUUUUCCAGAAGCCCCUGCUAUGGAAGAUCAUUGUCUCAACCUAUGCCUUUACGUCGACUCCAGAGAUGAUGUUUGGACUAUACCUGCUGUACUAUUUCCGGGUAUUUGAGAGACAGAUAGGAUCAAAUAAGUACACAGUGUUUAUUUUAUUCUCUUUGAUGGUUUCAUUCUUCUUAGGCAGUGGUACGCUAGCCCUCUUUAAAGAUCCCAGCGCCUUAAUCACUUCUGGACCUUAUGGCCUGAUCUUUUCUUCAUUUGUACCAUUCUUUUUUGAUAUUCCCGUGUCAACACGAUUCCGGGUGUUUGGUUUUCACUUCUCUGACAAGUCUUUCAUUUACCUGGCUGGACUUCAGCUUCUUUUAUCAUCUUGGAAAAGAUCCAUUUUGCCGGGGAUAUGUGGCAUCAUCGCUGGUUCCUUGUAUCGUCUGAACAUCUGUUACAUCCGCAGAGCCAAGUUGCCUGAUUUCAUUGCUUCGCUAUUUUCACGAGUAUCUUGGCCAUCUACGGGGAGCCCACCACCUGCAACUGGGAUUAGGAGUGUACCGAGUACUACUUCUUACGCAGGGCGGCAAGUGGAGAGAAACUACCCUUCUCCGGUUGUUGGUUCUGUUGGACCAUCAGAUGAGUCCAUUGCAACGCUAGUAUCCAUGGGAUUUGACCAAGAUUCCGCCAGACAAGCACUUGUGCAAGCUAGAAAUGACGUCAAUGUUGCCACAAAUAUCCUUCUUGAAGCACAGUCCCAUUGAAUCAGUCAACUGCAGUUUUUUGUUUUCUCCGAAUAUGGUCAUGAAGAAGAAGAUAGCCGACUUCCAUAAAAUCUGGAUAGAGAAGAAAACAGAGGUUGCUCGGUAUUUCUUGUUAGAAAACCUACAACUCUUUGGCAUAUAAUUCUUCCAUGAUUCCCUUUUUUUCGUUGAGAAAAGGGGGAACUCUCAAUUCGUAACAAUGCAUAUAAGCUGACGAAUUUUGUGACUUUAGAAGCCCUGUGCAUUUUUACUUGCAGCAUUUUAGGAGAUACGUUUGAUGUAUAUUUUUUCUUUUCAGGAAUGUAGCAAAUGUAAUUUAGAUAUCUUAUUCUCUCUCCUUAGUUCUCUUAUAUUAAGAAGAUUAAGGACAUUCAUGGGCUUUGGUAACUUGUAGAAUUACUUAACUCUAUUAUUGAAUACCUACUGUUUAGACUUGACUGGUAA